This is a messenger RNA of Cataglyphis hispanica, 4264 nucleotides long. RefSeq names its product sodium- and chloride-dependent GABA transporter 1-like (gene Gat-a). Bases 574 to 2424 code for a protein of 616 amino acids. Gene Ontology annotation, cellular component: membrane. The record is from RefSeq and is a predicted model, not a curated record. Gene Ontology annotation, biological process: sodium ion transmembrane transport. Lineage: Eukaryota; Metazoa; Arthropoda; Insecta; Hymenoptera; Formicidae. The transcript is spliced from 10 exons.
AUCUUACCUCUGGACUAUGACAACCAUUCUGAAUCCAUGGAUCAAUCCUGAAUCCCGAAAGUGUUAAAUCAUGUUUCUUCCGACGCGGUUAAAGUCCAUGAAGAAAAGGGCGCGCACAGGAACGCAGGAAAAUUCGUACAAGAUGAGAGAUCGACAUCGGAGAUCGGAGCGCUCGCCGCGGAGAACGUUGGUCAGCUGAGGAUCCAUAGAUCGCUGAAAAUCGUUGUUAUUGGAUCAUCAAAAUCGGAGACGAUACGAUACAGCUACUCCGGCGGCGAGCGCGAAACUACAUCCCGCAUGUUCAUCAAGAAUACUCAGGAGAAGUGCAGUGUAUAAAAACGAAUCAGACUCAUUCCGCUCAUCGACAACAAAGUGACGCCAAAUUGUCUUGCAUCGGCUUGCUUAUGAUUAUCUCAAAAAAGCUGGUGAUUUCCACAUGAGAUUCUAUCGUCGAAGUUAAUAAGAUACUGUGUUAUGUCUCAUUUUCGCAUUUGAGACGACACUGGUCGACAAUCAGCGGGAGUGAGUACACAAACAGAGAACAUUCAGAUUACCAUUGGGUGCUUUACAAACAUGACAGAGUCAUCGCGCGAUCCUGAGGUAACUGAUCCAGAAAAUGCCGACAACGGUAGGACAGCAUUAAACCUGACAUGCUCAACGACCAGUAAAAGCAAAAAACCUCUUCCGGAUCGUGGAACAUGGAGCACCAAGUUGGAUUUUAUUCUCAGUGUGGUUGGUCUGGCAAUUGGUCUUGGCAAUGUAUGGCGAUUUCCAUAUCUCUGCUACAAAAAUGGCGGCGGUGCUUUUCUAAUCCCUUAUUUCUUGACAUUGUUCCUCGCCGGUAUACCCAUGUUCUUCAUGGAACUUGCUCUCGGACAAAUGCUUACGAUAGGCGGCCUCGGAGUCUUCAAAAUAGCGCCGCUCUUCAAGGGCAUCGGUUAUGCCGCCGCGGUUAUGUCCUGCUGGAUGAAUGUCUAUUAUAUUGUUAUCCUGGCUUGGGCGAUUUUCUAUUUUUUCAUGUCGAUGCGCAGUGAGUUACCUUGGGGCAGCUGUAACAACUACUGGAACACUAAGAACUGUGUGAAUCCCUACGAUAGAAGUUCGCUGUUUUGUUGGUCUGAGGUUUCAGCCCGGAAUGGUAGCGUCAUCAAAAUGUGCACGGUCAAUCACAUUAACGUGACGGUGGCGGAGCUUACGGAUCCUGUGAAGGAAUUCUGGGAACGUCGAGCAUUGCAAAUCAGCGAGGGUAUCGAAUACAUGGGCAAUAUUCGAUGGGAAUUAGCGGGUACAUUAUUGUUAGUGUGGAUAAUCUGCUACUUUUGUAUCUGGAAGGGUGUUAAGUGGACCGGCAAAGUCGUCUAUUUUACUUCUCUCUUCCCAUACGUGUUGCUCACUAUCCUUCUGAUUCGUGGCAUUACGCUACCCGGCGCCAUGGAAGGCAUUCGGUUUUAUAUCAGUCCAAACUUAUCUAAGCUUCGGGAAUCCGAGGUAUGGAUCGACGCAGUGACGCAAAUCUUCUUCUCGUAUGGUCUUGGGCUCGGCACUCUGGUAGCCCUUGGUAGUUACAAUAAAUUUACCAACAAUGUCUAUAAGGAUGCGUUGAUCGUCUGUUCGGUUAAUUCGUCCACUAGCAUGUUUGCGGGCUUCGUGAUAUUCUCGGUCGUAGGCUUUAUGGCGCACGAACAACAGAAACCAGUCGCCGAAGUGGCAGCUUCUGGGCCGGGCCUAGCUUUUCUCGCUUAUCCAUCGGCGGUUCUUCAACUACCGGGCGCACCACUUUGGUCUUGCUUGUUCUUCUUCAUGUUGCUGCUCAUCGGACUUGAUUCCCAAUUUUGCACGAUGGAGGGCUUCGUCACAGCUAUGGUGGACGAGUGGCCUCUGCUGUUACGUCGUCGUAAAGAAAUUUUUAUUGCUAUCGUGUGCGCCUUGUCAUAUCUCAUCGGAUUGUCGUGCAUCUCUCAAGGUGGCAUGUAUGUCUUCCAAAUCCUCGAUUCAUACGCUGUCUCUGGCUUCUGCCUGCUCUUCCUUAUCUUUUUUGAGUGUAUAUCAAUCAGUUGGGCAUUUGGAGUGAAUCGAUUCUAUGAUGCCUUGCGUGAUAUGAUCGGAUACUAUCCUCUCAUGUGGUGGAAAUUUUGUUGGACGAUAACUACGCCGAUGAUUUGCAUUGGCGUGUUCGUCUUCAAUUUGAUUCAGUGGACACCCAUAAAGUACCUAGACUAUGAAUAUCCCUGGUGGUCGCAUGUGUUAGGUUGGUUUACAGCUCUAUCCUCCAUGCUUUGUAUACCCGGAUACAUGGUUUAUGCGUGGAUGACUACGCCAGGCGAUAAUAGGACUAAAUACAAAUUAUUGAUCCAAAUAGAGGAUGAUGUUGCAACUCUGCGAACGAAGAUGGGUCAACCACCAGUUGAGCUAACACCGCUAUAAUUUUUAUUUUGAUUGGGCAAUGAGCUCAUCUAGUACGAUAAUGUAGCCGUUUACUAUAUCCCGUCAAGAGAGAGUAUGCGAAUUAUAAGAAAUUAAAAAAGGAAUUUAUUCUGUAAAAUAAUAAAACUCUUAAUCUUUGAAAUAGAGAAAGCAAAUUUUUAAAAAUUGAUUAAAAAUUAAAAGAUUAUUUUUUUAAUAUUUAUAGAAAAACAAAGCGCAAUAUUAUCAUAUUAAAAACGGACAUUUUACGCACGGUAAAAUAUUUUUUAAAUUAAAUUAAUAUUGAAGUUUAUAUUAUAAAAUAUAAUUUUUCACAGAAUAAGUUCUUUGUAAUUCCUCUUAAUUCACUCACUUUUUAUAGGAUACCAUAAUAACGGUUACAUAAAACAACGCGCACAGUCGCGAUAGAUCGUCGAGAUCUAUUAUCUCUUUCAUUCAAGACGCGACUCAACGCAAAGCGGAGAGCCAGCAAUCAAACAAACACAUCCGACACUGCCCUCGAUCCCUUUACACCCACUUGACAAAAAGCUUCGCUGGCUUUGUACAUAAAUUAUUUAUUUGUCAUCGUAGUAAUUAUCGUAUAAUCUCCGCAUGGUAAGAAAUUUGCGAAUGCUCGCGACAUUCUGGUUGAAUCAUCUGGAUUCAUUGUGGGAUCAAAUGGAAUUUGCGGAUCAAGAUCCUCAUCGAACGGUACUAAAAUUGAUUUUAUUAUGAAUAAAUUAUUUAAUGAAUUAAUUAGAUAUGAGACAGAACGAAAUUGUUAUAUUCUAAAUUAUUUUUAUAUGAGAUUUCUCUCUCUUUAAAAACAUUUUUCUUUUAUUUUUUGAUUUUUUUGUGGUAAAAAUUUUCUGUCAGAUUAUUAUUUAUAAUAUAAAUAGAAAAUGGAAAUUCAAUUAAUUGUUAUUAAUGCUAACAAUAAGUGAUAUUAGUCCAGUCAAUAAUUCUUACGUAACAAUAUUCAAUGAUCACAUUAUUCAUUAAACUUGUAUCGUGACAGAUGUUUUCGCACUUAUUGUUACGCUUAUAUUUUUGCAUCAAUUUAAUGUGUCGCAUUUAACAUGUGAAGUGUGGCUGCGUCUUUUUUUCAAAGAUCAUAUUAAUUUGAGAUAAAGCAAAGGCAUUUCGUCCGCAUUAUGUUACCGUUACGAAUUAUUGUAAGUAACAACGAUGUAGGCAUUAAUAGUCAUAUGAUCAAAUUUUUCAUUGUUUGCAAGUGGUUGGUAUCAAUAAUAUUCGAGUCUUGGAAUCUCUAGCUUUUCUGGCUGUUCACGACAAGCGAACGAACGAAUAUGAUUCCAAUAUUGCGCAUAUUUAUGCUGCCAUAAAUAUUAUAAAUAGACGCGUUGUAUUAUCGCUCUUAUUUAAUAAAUACACAAUAGUGUUAUGUAAUUUAUUUCGCGUACCUGUCGUUAGAUCUGCAGCGUCGGUAAAGCAAUAGUAGCGAAAUAGCGAGAUAUCGGAUAGUAUCAACGCAUGAUGGUCGUUGUAAUAUCAUGACAAAGUUAAUAGUAAAAUAAAAGUAAAAUAAAAUAUAUAUAAUUUUGAUAUUAUUGCUACCAUUUGUAUGUGGUACUUGUGUCUCAUUUAACAUUAAUAUGAAAUGUCAAGAGUGAAGUCUAUUAUAUAUGCAGAGAUAUGAAUAAUAUUAGUAAUAAUACUAAUAAUAAUACUAUAAUUUAUUCUAAAAUUACAAAAUUAUAUUUUUCAAGAAUACAUGCUCGACUUUGCAGCGUAAAUUCGACACUUAGUGCGCAAUAAUUAAAUUUGCGUAAUAGGCAUCGAUAUGAUAUUGAAAUAAUUAUUUAUUGUUAGCAAAUCAAUGAUCCCCCAAUUCAUUGUA